GCAACGCUCCGUAGUUCUCUAUUCCUUACCACCAUGUUCUUCAAACGCAAAGACCAGAACUUGAUACCUCCAGUGUCCCAGCCAUCGUUGGCCCCGUCAAGCACUCGUGGAACAAGCCAGCGGAGCGUGUCGCCUCUACCCAGCUAUCGCUCAAACGCCUCCACUUACGUCCCAAGCAGAGAUGGCGACCCUUACAACAAAAUGACCAGCAGAAGUAACUCUGCUGGUGCCAAUGUAAACGACGACUAUCACCCACCUCCCAGAUAUAACCCAGAAGACGCUCAGCUGCAGAAGAAUCGCAACGAGCUCUUUGCCGGAUACAACCCCGAGAAAAGCGGUGGUUCAGGUCGCUUCUUUGAUGGCCCCCCUGCAGGAAGAGAACCUCCGCCAGGAGAGGAGAAUGAUGAGGAUGUGGAAGGUAUUCGUCAGCAGACGAGGUACUUGAAGCAAGAAAGUGUUAAUUCUACACGGAAUGCUCUCCGUCUUGCUCGUGAGGCUGAGGAGACAGCCCGCGGUACCUUGACGAGACUUGGCGAUCAAUCUGAAAAACUGGCCAAUACUGAACGUCACCUUGACGUAGCAAAGGGCCACACUGCUCGAGCUGAGGAUAAGACUGAUGAGCUCAAACAACUUAACCGGUCCAUUUUCCGCCCUGUCAUAACUUGGAAUAAGGAUGCGAAACGUGCUGCUAAGGAACAAGAGAUCCAACAACGGUACGAAGAAGAGCGGAGUGAGCGUGAAAAAGCUAUGAUGGACAUCAGGGACACCCAGAAUCGUCUAGGCCGUGCUACCACCUACGGGAGGCAGGAUGACGACGACGAGGGCAUCUCUCCCGGAGGUGGAAGCUCUAGGAUGCGUACCGCAGCACAGCUCUCGGCGAGGAAGGAGCAGCGCAAGCGUUAUCAGUUCGAAGCCGGUGCUUCUGACGAUGAGAUUGAGGAUGAAUUGGAUGAUAAUUUAGAGGAAGUUUCGAACGUGACAAAGGGUCUAAAGGCACUUGGUAUGGCUAUGGGUCAAGAGUUGGAUCGACAGAACGAGCGAAUUGAGGUAAUCGAUGGUAAGACCAGAAACCUUGAUAACAGAGUAUUCAGGAACACCGAGAAACUCAAGAGAAUCAAGUGAUCUGAAUAUCCUUCGACGUAUAUCAUCACCUCAUGGUCGCAUAUCAUAUCACCGAGACAAAGGGGUCGGGGGUUUUAUGCAAGACGUUUUCUGUUUCUUCAAGUAUAUUAUUGGGCUGGAAAGCAGACGGUCGUUACAAGCUUUGGAUACUGUGUAUAUCUUGACAACACGAUGGACAAUAUGGAUUAUCAUGCUCGUACCACUUCGAUGUUAAUGUGCUAGGGGCAACCCCGCCUCAGUAUUACCUCGCCCGUCAAGAUCUUUCAACGGUAUCGAGAAUUCUACUAGACUGGUAAUGUGAUUUCAUCUUCUCUGUUGAGUAAUCUGCCCUCCAUCCCUCCUUCGACCAUUAAGCACUGUCCGGUGACAUGCCCUGAGACAGUUCCCGAUGAUAACAUCGCAAUCUGGUUAGCAAUAUCCCGAGGAGUCGCCACUUUCUUCAAAGGCGUCGACGCAAGAGCUUGGUAUACCACCCUUGGAUCCUUCAAGGUUUCCUCGGCCAUCGGCGUCUUUACCCAUCCAGGUGCAACUGUGUUGACUCUACCUUUAGGCGCAAUCUUGACGAUUUCAUUCUUCAGCGUCAUCGUCAGUCCGUACAUCAUUGCGCUUUUUGUAGCGGAGUAGUCUGCAUGUCCAGCUUCUCCGUACUUUCCAGCUGUGCUCCCGACAAACACUAUGGCAGCUUUUUCUUUCGCCGCCGAACUCGCACCUUCGAGUUUUCUCAGAUACUCCCUACAGACCAAGAACGAGGAUGUCAAGUUGCUCGACAAGGUCGAGUUCCACUGGUCCAGUGACAUCUUCGCUACUGGUACGUCCGCCGGAGGCCAGUAGCCGUGGUUGACGACUGCGACCUGCACAGGGCCGAAUGUUUGUUGAGAUAAGAAAUUAAACAUCUCGAUGACGUCUUUUUCGCUGGAAAGAUUUGCCUGUACGAGUUGGAGGUGGCUCGAAGUUGUUUUUAGCAGAUCUCUGAGGGGCUCUGCGUUGGUGUUGUAGUGGGCGGAGACGUUCGCACCCAAUGACAAGUAAAGACGAGUAGUUUCAAGACCGAUGCCACCACUGGCGCCUGUGACCAAGACGUGUACGUUAUUUAACCCGAGAUCCAUCACUUGAAAUGAUGUGCAGGAGGUGCUUUGAUAAUAGAGUGCUGAGCGAGAGAAAGGUUGUUUUGUAGUGAGAAUGCUGACUUGAUUCAGUCUGGUUGUUUAUGCCAGUGGGAGCCAUGUGUGCACCCGGAUCGCUGCUCCUGCUCUUGGGCCAUAUGACCCUGACUGGAUUGUCAAGGUCCCUUCCAGGAUCUUCCCAGUCCACUGAUGCGAGAGGAGGAUUUGGAGCCAUGGACAAGGGAAUCUGCAUAAUGCGAUAAGAUAAGAUGAGUAGUCUGGGACUGAUUCGGUCACUGUUUAUGGACGUUUCUGAUAACACGCUUUUCU
Molecule: messenger RNA, 2555 nt
Organism: Serpula lacrymans var. lacrymans S7.9
Lineage: Eukaryota; Fungi; Basidiomycota; Agaricomycetes; Boletales; Serpulaceae
Exons: 8
Coding region: 34-1122 (362 amino acids)
Biological process (GO): vesicle fusion; exocytosis
Cellular component (GO): SNARE complex; plasma membrane
Molecular function (GO): syntaxin binding; SNAP receptor activity
Source: RefSeq, a predicted model, not a curated record